AUGGUGCAGCGACCGGGGCGAUCGGGGCGGUCGAGUUGCUGGCUGGGGGCUGGACUGAUCCUCUUGGUUGGUUUGCUGCUUGCGACCCCUGCGGCCGGUAGCAAUCCCAACUGUCAGCUGGACCUACCCUUUUGCGAUCUGAGCCUCGACUUUCGCGAUCGUGCGUGGGAUCUGGCUCAACGCUUGACCUUGGACGAGCUGGCCCAGCAGCUAAAUACCUAUUCGUUCACACCCCAGGCCUAUGCCCCGGGUGUGCCCCGCCUUGGCCUGCGCAACUAUUCAUACCAUGCUGAAGGCUUGCAUGGCAUUCGCGAUGCCAACGUGGUCAACUACCCGGCUACGCUAUAUCCUCAGGUCACGGCCAUGGCUGCCACCGCCAAUGCGUCAUUGAUCCACGAAAUGAGCACCAUCAUGGGCACCGAACUGCGGGCCGUGAAUAACCGGGCUCAAGAACUUGGUGAGAUCUUUGGCCGGGGCGGUGCCCUCAGCAUCUACGGUCCGACCAUGAACAUUAUUCGCGAUGGCCGUUGGGGCCGCUCUCAAGAAUCUGUUUCCGAAGACCCCUGGCUCAAUGGGCUCUAUGCCGUCAAUUUUGUGCUGGGCCUGGAGCAGCGCAAUUCUAGCAAGUAUCUUCAAGCCGCCACCUCCUGCAAGCAUCUGUUUGCAUAUAGUUUUGAAGGCUACAAUAAUACGCUGACUCGCCACAGCUUUAAUGCCGUCAUCGAUGAGCUCGACAUUCACGACACCUAUCUACCCGCCUUCCGGGCCUGUGUUGAGCUCGGCCACGUUCAGCAGAUCAUGUGCAGCUACAACUCCGUCAAUGGUAUCCCAGCAUGUGCGCGAGGUGACGUCCAGAAUGAUCGCGUGCGCAAGGCCUGGGGCUUUGAGGGCCUAAUCGUCUCCGACUGCGAUGCUGUCGCUGAUAUCUACAAUACACACAACUACACUCGCACGCCAGAAGAUGCUGUGACUGUGGCGCUACAGGGCGGCUGUGACCUAGAUUGCGGUGACUUUUACUCACAGCACUUGGCCUCUGCUGUGCAGCAAAACCUCACCACCCUCGCAGCGCUUCAACAAAGUAUGACGCGUGUCCUCGAAAUGCGCUUUCUCCUCGGCGAGUUUGAUCCCGAUACCAGCGUGCCCUAUCGUCAGCUGGGUCGAGAAGCCAUUGACACGCCCUUUGCGCGGGACAGCUCUCUACGCGCAUCUCGGGAAUCAGUCGUCCUCCUGGAAAACCGAAUCAAGUUGCUCCCCGUCACCUUAUCCGCCGACAUCAAAGUAGCCCUCAUUGGACCAUACGUCAACCUUACCACCAUCAUGAUGGGUGGCAAGCUCGAUUAUACACCUUCCUUCAUCACCACAUACUUCCAAGGCUUUCAAGCCAUUGGGAUCACUCAUCUGACUUCCAGCCCGGGCUGCAACAUCACGGCCCCGCUACCCGGGGCUCUGGACAAGGCCGUGCAGAUUGCCACCCAAGCUGACCUCGUUGUCUUGACGCUGGGCCUCUCAUCCGACAUUGAGCACGAGGGUGGUGAUCGCGAAACUUUGGGCCUGCCUACCCCACAGCAGGACCUAUACGAUGCCAUCAGUGCUGCCAUCCCCAGCUCCAAACUUGUCGUAGUGCUUGUCAAUGGUGGACCCGUCAGCGUCGACCGGAUCAAGUAUGGAAUCGCACGGACACCAACCAUCAUCGAGGCCUUUUACGGUGGCCAAAGUGCUGGGACUGCUCUGGCCGAAACAAUAUUUGGCCAGAAUAACCCCUCUGGCACCUUGCCUUACACUGUCUUUUUCUCAAACAUUACGGCUCAUGUGCCGUUUACCGACAUGCACCUACGGCCAGAUGCAGCGACGGGCUUUCCCGGUCGAACGCAUCGCUUUUUUGAUGCACCUGUCAUGUGGCCCUUUGGCCACGGCUUGAGCUACUCCACAUUUUCCCUGGCGUGGCAGGAUGAGACGGUUCCAAGCAUCACGACGGGUGACUUUACCCAACCAACUCUGAUGCACCAACUUCUUAGCGUCAACGUGACCAACCACGGACCUUUGCCAGGCCGCCGCGCCCUUCAUCUCUACGUGACAGUCCCCGUGACCAACGUCUCUGUACCUCUUCGCAAUCUUGUAGGCUUACAGAAACAUUGGCUCGCUGUGGACCAGAGCAUGACGGUAUGA
Messenger RNA from Monosiga brevicollis MX1, 2166 nucleotides. RefSeq lists its product as uncharacterized. NCBI's taxonomy places the organism in Eukaryota, Choanoflagellata, Craspedida, Salpingoecidae. Gene Ontology annotation, molecular function: alpha-L-arabinofuranosidase activity; xylan 1,4-beta-xylosidase activity. The coding region runs from base 1 to 2166 and encodes 721 amino acids. The record is from RefSeq and is a predicted model, not a curated record. The transcript is spliced from 8 exons. Gene Ontology annotation, cellular component: plant-type cell wall. Gene Ontology annotation, biological process: arabinan catabolic process; xylan catabolic process.